This is a messenger RNA of Acanthosepion pharaonis, 681 nucleotides long. Lineage: Eukaryota; Metazoa; Mollusca; Cephalopoda; Sepiida; Sepiidae. The record is from the annotation of a GenBank genome assembly.
AUGCUUAUAUCUCAACAUAUAGGAAGCACUUGCUAUCUAUCAUAUGCUUCUUUCUUUCUUUCUUUCUUUCUUUCUUUCUUUCUGUCUAUUACAGUCUAUUCAUAUCUAUCUAUCUAUCUAUCUAUCUAUUACAGUCUACUCAUAUCUAUCUGUUAUCUGCUCAUAUCUAUCUAUCUAUCUAUGACAGUCUGUUCAUAUCUAGCUAUCUAUGUAUACAUCCAUUACAGUCCGUUUGUAUCUAUCUAUCUAUCUAUCUAUCUAUCUAUCUAUCUAUCUAUCUAUCUAUCUAUCUAUCUAUCUAUCUAUUACAGUCUACUCAUAUCUUCUGCUCAUAUCUAUCUAUCUAUCUAUCUAUCUAUCUAUCUAUCUAUCUAUCUAUCUAUGACAGUCUGUUCAUAUCUAGCUAUCUAUGUAUCCAUCUAUUACAGUCCGUUUCUAUCUAUCUAUCUAUCUAUCUAUCUAUCUAUCUAUCUAUCUAUCUAUGACAGUCUGUUCAUAUCUAGCUAUCUAUGUAUACAUCCAUUACAGUCCGUUUCUAUCUAUCUAUCUAUCUAUCUAUCUAUCUAUCUAUCUAUCUAUCACAGUCUAUUCAUAUCUCAUUGUGAUGAGAUCUAUUUAAUCUAUCUAUCUAUCUAUCUAUCUAUCUAUCUAUCUAUAUAUAUAUAUAUAUACAAUGUAUAG